Messenger RNA from Mesitornis unicolor (brown roatelo), 636 nucleotides. RefSeq names its product olfactory receptor 10A3-like. Gene Ontology annotation, molecular function: olfactory receptor activity; G protein-coupled receptor activity. Lineage: Eukaryota; Metazoa; Chordata; Aves; Mesitornithiformes; Mesitornithidae. Gene Ontology annotation, biological process: G protein-coupled receptor signaling pathway. The record is from RefSeq and is a predicted model, not a curated record. Gene Ontology annotation, cellular component: membrane.
UCCUUCCUUGGCUGUGCUGCCCAGCUGUAUUUCCUCAUUUUGUUGGGCAGCAUUGAACGCCUUCUCCUGGCUGCCAUGGCCUAUGACCGCUACAUAGCCAUCUGUGACCCCCUGCACUAUACCCUCAUCAUGAAUCGGGGGCUCUGUGUAAGACUGGUGAUGGGGUUGUGGGUGGCUGUUAUACCAGUGCAGGUAGCACAAACCUACCGGGUGUUCACUUUGCCCUUCUCUGCAUCCCAUGACCUUCAUCAGUUUUUCUGCGAUGUGCCCCCUUUGCUGGAACUGGUCUGUGCAGACACUUUCUGGAACCAAGUGACACUGUACACCGUUAUACUGGUUUUUGUAAUCCUUCCCUUUUCCUUGAUAGUCAUUUCUUACACUAAGAUUAUCAGGGCCAUUCUGAAAAUGCCUUCAGUUCUGGGCAGACACAAAGCCUUUUCCACCUGCUCCUCACACCUUGGCGUGGUCACUCUCUUCUAUGGCUCUGCCACAGUUGUCUACUUGCACUCUGUAGAAACUGACAAAUACUUUGCCCUGAUUUACACAAUUGUGACACCUGUAUUUAACCCUGUCAUUUACAGCCUGAGGAAUAAGGAAGUGAGAAUUUCCCUGCAGAGGUUCCUAUGGAAAAAGUGA